UUUGCAACAUGUCCCAUUUCCUUUCAUGUAUUUUUUGCAUGUAUGUUGUAUUUUUACAUCUUCUGGUAGUGUUCUGCCUGAUUUGUAUAUUCUUACUAAAGAGGCACCAUAUUUGAUAGUGCCAUAGAGAAUAGGUGCAAAUAUUGGUAAAGAGGUAUAACAUAUUUAAUAGUGCCAUAAACAAUAAGCAAUAGACAAUAGGCAACAGACACAAAUAUUGGAUAUUACUGUAAAAAAGUACUAUAGAAGAAAAAGAACGUCCAGCAUCCGUUUAUUGGCUUCUCGUUAUGAGAGGAAUGUAAGGGACCUUUUUGUGACCGAGCUUUUUAAUUGCAUUAAUAAAGAGGUAUAACACAUUUAAUAGUAUCAUAAACAAUAAGCAAUAGGCAACAGGCACAAAUAUUAGAUAUUACUGUAAAAAGGUAUUACAGAAGAAAAAGAACAUCCAGCGUCUGUUUAUUGGCUUCUCGUUAUGAGAGAAAUGUAAGGGACCUUUUUGUGACCGAGCUUUUUAAUUGCAUUAAUAAAGAGGUAUAACACAUUUAAUAGUGCCAUAAACAAUAAGCAAUAGGCAACAGGCACAAAUAUUAGAUAUUACUGUAAAAAGGUACCACAGAAGAAAAAAAACGUCCAGCGUCCGUUUAUUGGCUUCUCGUUAUGAGAGAAAUGUAAGGGACCUUUUUGCGACCGAGCUUUUUACAUUACCCGCGUCCCCUCUCUUCUUACCGCGGAGACACGGAGACGUGUCAUUAAUUCGUCUCGCACACGGCGUUAUACGCACACAAGAGGGCAGCGUGCACGCCCACGAGCGCGUCGCGAGCGAUCGUGAACGAGAGUGCUCUUUUGCGCGCGAGUCGUUCGCGAGUCGUUCCCCGAACGUUCGCGACGACGCAUCGGCCGCCAGAAACCGGAUCAGAUGGAGCCUCUCUGGGAAUCGCACGGCCGUCAAGUAAACGAGGCUGGUUUGCGAAGAGGAUCAGAUACUAGCGUCGUACUGACCGAGGACACAGACAGCUUUAAGAUAGGAGACCGGGUAUGGGUCGGCGGCACGAAACCCGGCACGAUCGCCUACAUCGGCGAAACCAAGUUCGCACCUGGCGACUGGGCAGGAGUCGUCCUGGACGAGCCCAUCGGGAAGAACGAUGGCUCGGUGGCUGGUAGUCGGUACUUCCAGUGUGAGCCGAAAAGAGGGAUCUUCUCGAGGCUCACCAGACUCACGAGGACGCCGCUGAGCGACCAGCUCAUCUCGCCGAGGACGCCGACCACGCCGCCCGACAGCACCCGUAGCCUCCUCAGCAAGUCCAUGUCGCCGUCUCUGAACGCAUCCACGACUAGCCUGUCAUCGACGGUGUCGCAGAGGACUGACCUGAAGAUAGGCGACCGGGUGAUAGUCUCGUCAAGCCAGGGCAGCAAAACCGGCGUGCUCAGGUACCUGGGCACCACGGAAUUCGCCCCGGGCGAAUGGUGCGGCGUGGAGUUGGACGAGCCGGUCGGCAAGAACGACGGCUCCGUCAACGACAAAAGAUACUUCGAGUGCUCGCCCAAGUACGGCCUGUUCGCGCCCGUGCACAAGGUCAGCAGGUCGCCGUCCAACAAGCGGCAGUCCAUGUGCGUGGUGCACAAGCCGACCGGCGCCGCCCUCAACGCCAAUCUGAAGAGGAGCGGCUCGCGCGAGUCGCUCGCCUCCCUCACGUCGAGCGUCGCCAGCAACAUCGCCGUGAGGACGACCGCCAGCAGCACCGCGAGCGGUACCACCUCGAGGAAGCCUGGCAUGCGCACGCCGAUACCUGCACGAGGUUCACUGCAGGAGGUUUUGAAGGAGAAGCAACAGGAGAUAGAUUUCCUGCGGAAGGAGCGAGACCUGGAGCGCGAAAGGGUCACGAAAGCGGCGAAUCAGGCUGAUCAAGCAGAACAAUCGGCAUUGUCGAUCAAGCAGGAAUAUGAAAAGUAUCGCGAGGAGAUGCAGCAAACGAUCAACGAAGCGGAGACCACCGUCACCAAGCUCCUCGGCGAAAAGAACGCGUUGGUGGUGCAGCUGGAGGAGGAGAAGCGGAAAUGCGAGGACCUUCUGUUUCGUUUCGAAGAGGAGUCCGUGAAUAAGGACGACAUACAGAAAGAGCGAUCUGAGCAAUGUGUCAUAAAUACUGUAAAUGAAAGCAGGAUCAGGGAACUCGAGAAAGAACUCUCGGAGGAACGGGAACGCGACAAUAUCAAGCUCUUCGAAGCCGAAGAGGAGUUGGCUCGGCUUCGUAACGAGAUCAGCAGCGUGACAAGCUCGCAGAACUCUCAGCUACAAGAUCUGCAGAGCCGCAAUCAAAGCCUGGAAGAAAUAAAAGGCAGUCUCGAGUUGGAACUGCAAGAGAAAUCGAGCCUUAUGGACGAGUGCGUGGGGCGCAUCAAGGAAUUGGAAGUCGUACUGAAUGAAGCGCAACGAGAAACGACGACGCACAAAGAGUCUGGGGUUCGUCUAGGGAAAGAAUUGGAAGCCGCCAGGCAAAGCUUGCAAGAUAAGGAGACACUGUUGGGAAAUAUGAAACUUGAGUUCGAGAGGAACACAAGCUCGUUGAGCGAGGAGCUGCGAAAAUCGAAGGAGACGAUCGAGAGGAUUGAACGAGAGAGCGUGAGUGAGAAGGACUCGUUGUUAUCCGAGUACCGACGUACGAUCGAGGAGAAAGAUCGGUUGAUAAAGGUAAAGACCGAGGAGCUGGAGAACGAGUCCAAGAGGCUGUUAGAGCAGCGGAACGCUCUGGAGGGCCUGAAGGCCGAGAACGUUAAGUGUAUGCGUGAACUUUCAGAAUCGUUCAAUCAACAGCUGCACGCGAAGGACUCGAAAAUCGAGGAGGUCUCGUCGCAACUUAACCAGAAAGCGUCCGAGACCGAGAGACUGUUGAGCGAAUUGUCCGCGCAACGGGAGCUCUGUGAAAAGAAGGACGAAGAAUUACUCAACGCUCUGCGAAAGUUGGAAGAAUUAAGCGCGAAGCUGAAACUAGCUGAGGAAAGUAACAACGCUCUUUUGAAACAGAUCCAAGACUACAAGUCCAAGAGCGACGACAAUGUUAGAAUUAUUCAGGAAAAACAGAAGCUGGAGCAAGAUCUGGCCAGCCUGGUUGCCUCGGAAGAGAUGUCCACUGCACAGCUAAACAAAUUGAGCGAGGAGCUGAAAGUUAAGGACAAAGAGCUCGUGGAACUGCGUAACGCUACUAAGGUGCAAAUACAAGAGAUAACUAAACGCUUCGAAUCCCAGAUUAACGACAAAGUCAAGUACAUCGACGAGAUAAAUGCGGACGUUGCACAGAAGGCUCUGAUGCUCGCCAAGCUGGAGAAAGAUAUCGCCGAUCUGAAAGCGAUUAUCGCGAGCAAGGACGAAGAGAUAAAGCAUCUGCUCGAGAAGACGUCAGAGUUACAAGACGUUCUCACGUUGUCCGAGCAAACGAAAACGAAUUUGGAGAGCGAGCUUCGCGUGUUCGAAUCCAAUGCGCAAAGUCUGAAUCAGCAGGUCGCGAGGGCGGAAGAGAAAAUUUCGCAACUCUUGUCGCAGAAGGAAAAACUAGAGUCUGACAUAGCCACUGCAAUCAACAGUUCUGCCGACUCGUCGGAGCAGCUCUCCAAAUAUAACGAGGAUCUGCGGCAGAGGGAGAAGGAGCUGGACGAAGCUCGCGAGAAGAUCUUUCAAACGGAGAAUACGUUGAAACUGACGCAAGGAAAACUAUCGAACGCCGAGAUAGAAGUAAAUAAGGGCGCAGCGUUGGUGGAACAAUUGCGCUCUGAAAAAUUGAGUUUGGAGUUACAGAUAAGUGAUGCGAAGAAAGCGAACGCCGACUAUGCCGAGAAGAUUCGCGAGCUCGAGCGAAGGGAGAGUGAAUUGUCGACAAAGGUUGGCGAAGGCGAAUGCGUCAAGGAAAGUUUGGCGGAAAGGUCUCGCGAGGUCGCCAGCCUUUCGGAAAGGUUGACGCGCAGCGAAGAAGAAGUCACUGCUCUUCAUGGUCAAUGCAAAACCUUACAAAGAUUUCACGAGGGAGAGGCAUCCUCGCUGCAAACAGAAGUCGCCCGCUUGUCGAUCGAAUUAUCGACGUGUCAGGAUGAAAUAAAGAAUCUGCAGAAGCUGAAGAACAAGCUGGAGGCUGAUCAAAGCGCCAGUCGAUGGACGAUCGAGGAACUGACGGAAAAAUUAAACGUCGAGACUGAGAAUAUGAUCAAAUUAGAGGAUUUAAUUCGAAACAAGGACUCCAUGCUCCAGGAUGCGGAAAAUAAACUGUUAGAAUUGCAGGGGGUGAACGAAGCUUUAGCUACCGAUAAGGAAGCAUCCAAUAAGAAUUUAACCGCGUCAUUAAACAGCGUGUCUAGAACGGUAGAGGAGUUUAAAAGUAAGUUAAAGAACGCCGAAGAGACGAUUGAAGACAAGUCGAACGAGGCGUCGAGGGCGGGAGCGGAAGUAGAAAAAUGUCACGCACAAAUAGCCGAAUUGAACGCUACACUUUCCUCCGUACGAGAGGAGCAAACGCGCAGCAAUAACGAACUGAAGAAUGCACAAGAAGCGAUUACGCAGCAACGAAGCAUGGUAGAAGAAUUGACUAAAGCUAAGGCAACUUUAGAAAAUUCUACGAAGUCUUUGGAGACGCAGCUGUCGAGUGUACAGGAGGAACUGCUGAAGAAGGACAAACUGCUGAUGGAAACGGAAGUUAAAACGAGGGAAUCUGACACUUCCAAAGCGGAAGAGAUGUUGAAGCUACAGAACACAUUGGAAUCCGAGACAGCGGCGCGACGAAAGGAGAUUGAAGAAAUAGGCAAACGGAACAAGGAACUUGAAGAGAAGCUACGACGAUCGCAAGAUAUUCUCGACAAGCAGACAGUCGACCGAAGUGAGAAGGAUACCACUAUCGGCGAACUGCGAGCGCAGGUGAAGACUCUAGAAGACGCACAGGUAGAGAGGGCGAAGGCAGAGCAGCAGUCGCGCAACGAAGAGAUCAAGCAGAAACAGAACGAGUUGAGCGGCGCGAACAAGCGUAUCAACGAGCUACAAAGUACAGUGUACGCCUUGGAGAAAAGACUGAGGGAGCAAGAGACUAAGUCAGCGGACCUGGCGAAAACCAUGGAGUGUAACGAGCAGGAGGUAGGCAAGAACGUGCAAAACCUCAUAGAAAAGCUGAACGUAGCCAAAGUGGAGGAGACGCGACUCUUAGACGAGUUAAGUCGGCUGGAAAAGGAAAAUAAGCAAGUGACUGCAAAGUGGGUAGAUGCGACAAAUCAGUUGAAACUGACGCAUGAAAAUAUGAAAAAUACUUUUGACGCAACAGGAGACAUAAAACAAUGUAUCGUUACGAAAGACGUUGACGUUGCGAAACUACAGGAGGACAACGACACCGCUAAAAGUCAAAUAGACUUUCUGAACUCCGUGAUAGUAGAUAUGCAACGUAAGAAUGAGACUCUACUAUGUAAAAUCGAGGUCCUCGAGAUGGGAGUCCCCGCGAACGAAGCCGACGACUACAGCCGAAGCACUUUGGACAAACGAAUGGCGGUUCCUCGUAUGUUCUGUGAUAUUUGCGAUCAGUUCGAUCUGCACGAAACAGAGGACUGUCCUCGACAAGCACAGGAUUUCUCGGAGAGCACCGAGAAAGUGCCGAAAUCAUCGAAAAAGCAAUCGGUGGAAAGACCGUACUGCGAAAACUGCGAAAUGUUUGGACACGACACGCGCGACUGCGACGACACCGAAACAUUUUAACGUUACGUUACUCUCUGUAGACCCGUUCCAUUGCUUGCCAAGUAUCCCGUAGCGGUAAAGAGAUCUGUUAGACUUUACAGAGUAUAUUUUUGUAUGGCGAACUUUUCUCAAUUGGAUCCGAAUAAGUCUUCCCGCAUAGGACGGCUACAUCAGUAACUUUCCGACACAUUAUAAAAAUUUAUGUUCCCUUCAAACGACGCAAUUUCCACAUUGGAAUGUUUUUUUUUUUAUUAAAAUUUGGGAAAUCUAAUUAUUAUCGUAUUAUUCGUUCUCAAUCGAGUUAGAUCUCACUUCUUGACAGAACUUAAUAAUAAUGAUAAUUAUUUCCUGUUUAAAAAUUCAUUUGAAGGGAACAUAAUUUGUUUUCCAGCUUUAAUACCCGUUUUGUAACAUCGAGACAAAUUAUGUGUAACUUUGUAUAUACUAGGUACUCGAAUUAACAUGUUAACUCUAUUUAAUAUUUAUUUUCCGCGUUUUGUGCGGCUUUAAAGGGAUAGUUCCUGUAGUGCCGACUGGCGAAAAGCGCAAUUUACGACGCAAGAUCCCGUGAUUGAUUGAUUGAUUGGCGCUUCUAACUCGAACUCGAAUAUAUUCGGCUUUCCAUUUUACAGUCUUCGUCUAAUAGGCAAAGAAAAGAACUAGCAAUGCAUGCGUCUCAAACGUUUAGCGCUUAAUGUCGACUUUUACGAAUACAGUGACCUGCUAUUGUCUUGCCUUUUCGCUACGAAACGUAGGAUCGAGGUCGAUAUAUUUUCUAAAUCAAUUGUAUUGUUGUAAUAUGUGAUGCCUAGGAAUCACAAAUAAUGCUUUAUAGAUAAGAAUAAACGAAGUCUUCAGCAGCAGCUACAAAGAAAAAUGGAAUCUUUCAACGAUUCUACUUGAAGCAGCAAACUCUCCGACAAAUGGCGUUAUUGCCAAAAGGGAAACGUUCUGCGAGAAAAAAUAAAGAUUAUAUUAAAAUUAUAUAUUGAUAUAUAUAUACUUUAUUUAUCACACGUAUGUUAUAUAACACAUUUCUGCAAAUCACAAACAAAUUAAUAGCUUUUUAAAGUCUCGUAAAUCUAUAAUAAAAAAUAAGUGACUCAUGUUCGCUCAGAUCGCUUUUGGUAUAAUCAAAGAAUUAAUUUUUAAAGUUGGACCACUAAAAAAGACGUAUUAAAAUGGUACACCUAAGAUUAGAAGUAAAUUUUAUUUAUAAAAUGUAUUGUAUGAUAUACGUGUGUAAUCGCCGAGUACUUAUCCGCUUGUUAACAUAAUUAAGAACAAAAACUUAAAUCAAAACAGGUGUUGAAAUAAAGAUGUGUUGAUCAGCUU
Molecule: messenger RNA, 7033 nt
Organism: Odontomachus brunneus
Lineage: Eukaryota; Metazoa; Arthropoda; Insecta; Hymenoptera; Formicidae
Gene: CLIP-190
Product: restin homolog
Exons: 21
Coding region: 917-5719 (1600 amino acids)
Biological process (GO): cytoplasmic microtubule organization
Cellular component (GO): microtubule plus-end; nucleus; cytoplasm
Molecular function (GO): microtubule plus-end binding
Source: RefSeq, a predicted model, not a curated record